Messenger RNA from Ilex paraguariensis (yerba mate), 204 nucleotides. The record is from the annotation of a GenBank genome assembly. Lineage: Eukaryota; Viridiplantae; Streptophyta; Magnoliopsida; Aquifoliales; Aquifoliaceae.
AUGGAGAGAGUGAGUGGAGAGACCUUGGCCACAACCCAGCUUGACACUCUUGAAACGAGUAUGACAGCGCAAGAAUUCGAGCAAAGUGGUGGACUAGAAUCGUUCGGCAUCAACGCCCAGAAGGUGUCGCUUCAACUUGUAGGGUUAGAUCUCUGGUGGAGCCAAUACAUUGUGGAAUUUAGGGCUUUUGAGUUCGAGAGGUGA